AUGGCUGCUAUUUGUGUGUUCAUAUUGUCCAAGGAUGAGCCGCGUUUUUCAAAUGAUGUUGGUGAUAUCCAUGAAAUGAAGAUUUCGCUUUUGCUUGCAGAGUUGAAAAAGCUGUUUCGGUACUGGGUAAACUUGGUGAUGAAAUAUAUUUUGAAUGUGAUCCACAUGAGGUGCGCGCAUUCACAAAUGGACGAUUCUUCCCUCCAGUUUAGUCUUCGCUGUGUCAACUCAACCCGUUCGGCAUUCGCUGCUGUGCACUUUUCUGAGUGCUUUUUCGAAAAUGCCUCUAAACUUACAGAAACUUCUGUACGCUUCAAGCUAAGCGCCAAGACAUGUUGUAAAGUUUUUAGGCAGAAUAUAGCUUGGGAAAAAGCUCUACAAAGAUGCAAGAUGUGCCUAGAAAAUGACCAAAAUCGACUUAUUGUGCAGUUUUUUCAACGGCAUGGGAUCGUUAAGACCUAUAAUCUCUCCAUCAUUGAAUGUGAGAGUCUUGAGGCCGUGUAUAGCAUAAGUAGCUCCACUUGUCAGAUUGUAAUGUCGUCAAAGGUGGCUAGCGAAAUCAUGCAGAAUUUUAGACCAAGUCAAACUGAAGUGACAAUGGACUUGCAGGAAGGCGAAUGUGUCUUUCGCAACUACGUCCCUGACUCAGAUUUUACUGCUGUCAUCACGCACAUCCCUGUUGCUCCCACUGAGUUCGAGGCUUAUCAGUUAGGUGAAGAAUGCGAUCUUACUUUUUCCCAAAAAGAUUUUCGAACUGCCCUCAUGUUUGGCGAAUCUAUGAACGCUCUAUUUGUUAUUAACUGUAGUCGACCCGGAAAACCCUUGAUUCUUACUUUCGCCGAUGAAAAAUAUUACAAGGCCCACUUUGUCCUCGCGACUCUACCAUUACCCUACUUCACAACUAGAAUACCCUUGAAUUCCAUUAACACUUCACUACAUUCUAGGUCGAAGUCUAACGCCGAUGUGUCGGCCACCUCCCUGUAUGUUAAUUUGUCAUUAAAAUCCAACUUCACUUUCUGCGAAUCCACUUAUUAA
Molecule: messenger RNA, 1035 nt
Organism: Hydatigera taeniaeformis
Lineage: Eukaryota; Metazoa; Platyhelminthes; Cestoda; Cyclophyllidea; Taeniidae
Source: the annotation of a GenBank genome assembly